This is a messenger RNA of Rotaria socialis, 1014 nucleotides long. The record is from the annotation of a GenBank genome assembly. NCBI's taxonomy places the organism in Eukaryota, Metazoa, Rotifera, Eurotatoria, Philodinida, Philodinidae.
AUGUCGAUUACGUUUAAGAAGAAAGUUUCUUCAACAGCAACUACUCGUCUACCGUCUGGUACGCGAUUAAAUUCAAAUGGUACAUUGUUACUAACAUCAACCGGCAUAUCAUCCCUGGAUACAUUUAUUGGUGAAGGUUUACCGAUUGGUUCACUUACAGUUAUAUAUGAAGAUAAAUAUUCGAAUAUAUCAGAUUCAAUUUUACGUUGUUAUCUGUCGGAAGGUAUCUACAAUAAACACGAUUUAUGCGUAGCCGCAUUACGAACGGAUCCAACAGAAAAUUUACCAACGAAAGAAGAAUAUACGCCAACCGAUGAUUCUCCCAGUGAUAAAAUGAAAAUUGCCUGGCGCUAUGAAAAUCUUUCGACAAUCAAUUCAUCGACGACAACAAAUAUUCAUUAUGAUUUACAAACUACAAAAUCCAUACCGAACGAGCUCGUCGAACAAAUAAAAAUACAUAAAUUAACAUUGAAUGAAUAUAAACAAUCUCAACCAGCAAUAUCCUAUAGAAAUUAUUUACUCAAAUCUCUUCAACAACUUCUAACAACAAAUUAUUCAUCUCAACAUGCUGAUAAACGUAUUCUUCGUAUUGCUAUUCAAUCAUUAUCAUUAUCGUUAUUCGAUGAUGAUGAUUUACACCAUGCGGACGAAUUAUUUUCAUUUUUAUAUCAUCUUCGAAUAUUACUACGAACAUCAUUAGCAACAUGUGUGAUAACAUUGAAUGAAAAAUCGAAAUUAUUUGAAACCGUCGCUGAUAUCGUAUUUGAAUGUAAAUUAUCGAAUACAAUUCAUAGUGAUUAUGUCGGUUUUUGUCAAUUAAUUAAAUUACCAAAAUUAAAUACGGUUCAACCGUUUAUUCCUGACACGUGGGACAUAGGAAUAAAAUUAAUAAAACAUCGCAAGAAUAUUAUUUUCGAAAAAUAUUCUAUACCACCGGAUCUCAGUGAAGAUGCAAGUCGAGAUGAGAAAAAUAAAAAUUUUUCAUGUUCAUCAUCAUCGAAAUUGGAUUUUUAA